This is a messenger RNA of Plutella xylostella (diamondback moth), 7448 nucleotides long. RefSeq lists its product as uncharacterized. The record is from RefSeq and is a predicted model, not a curated record. NCBI's taxonomy places the organism in Eukaryota, Metazoa, Arthropoda, Insecta, Lepidoptera, Plutellidae.
GAUAAUUUAGUCAUUUUCAGCCGCCAGAGUGCGCUUCGGUAGUCGUUACAAAAAAAGUUUGCCGGAAUGUGUCGAAAAUGAUGAAUUCGGUUUUGCAAUUGAUUAGAACUUUAGUUAAGUUUUAAAUUGAAGUCCUAAAGAUGACUAUAUAAAAUAAGAAUAUUGUGUUGACCCUUGACCGGGUGAAGAGUGGUUUUGAAGUGUAAUAAGUCCUAGGACUUGUGUCAUCUGACUGGUGUUCCUUCAAGAUGGCUCCUCAACCGGAGUACGAUAAGGAACCAAAGGCUCCGGAUAAAAGCAUCACGAACAACUCUUGUGAAGAUUCAAAGAUUCCACACAAUGCAGUAAACGACCAGCAAACACUCCCGGACAGUAAGGCUGCUAGCUCGGCCGCCAGUGCAGAAACUGAGGAGAAGGACAAGCACGUGGAGGCGCUGGACGACGGGCAGCUGCGCGCGCUGCUGGACGAGGCCAUCACCUACAAGUGCCCCAAGGACCGCGAGGGCAAGAGCAACUUGUUCAAGGAGCUGCUCGAAGAAGUAGAACAGGACGAGCAGGCGUGCGAGGCGGCGGCGCGCGUGUGGGGCGCGGGCGGGCGGCGCGGGCGCGGCGCGCGGCGGCGGGCGCUGCCGCACUCCAACUCGCUGCAGGACCUGGUGGCGGCGCUGGCGGCCGAGCCCGUGCGGCGCCGCGUGCAGCCCGCGCCGCCCGUGUCGGCCCGGACGCUGCACGGGGGCAGCCUGCCGUCUGGGGUGGAUACUUCGUUCCUGAGCGAGGAGCCGCGCGCGCCCCGCGGCGUGCAGUACGUGGCCACGGUGCGCUGCGAGAACCCCUCCCCGCUGGCCGAGCGCCGCGUCUCCGCCAGCGACUGCCCCGAGAACGAGCUGACCAACAGACGGAGUAAACUGUCGGCUUUCCCGAUGACGUAUACGGCGCGCGCCACGCUCGAGAUCGGCAGCGGCAGCGUGGGCUCGGGCCGCGCGGUCACCACCACCACCGCGAGCAACCAGGUGGAUUCUGGUAUUCCAUUUAGUUGCAUCACGUCUCCCGAGGUGGUGUCCAGUUGCAGUACGACGUCGUCCGCACCCCAGUCCGCAGUCGCCGUCGACGCCAAGCCGCGCGCAGUGAGCACGAGCAGCUUCAACGGCCUCCCGCUGUCGCGCCCCGGCCACUACGGCGCCACCGGCACCACCAGCACCGACGAGUUCAAGAAGUCUCUGGACGAGAACGGCAACUCGGUGCAGGGCUUCACGUCGCCGCUGUCCGGCUCCGCGCACAAGAAGCCGCGCCGCAAGAAGUCCUCCAAGAACGAGGUGGUGAUCAAGUCGCACCAGAUCGACGGCUACAAGGGCGACAAGGACCUCAACGAGGUGCUGCGCUUCAUCGAGGCCCCGGCGGAGCGGCGCGGCAAGCUGCCCGCGCGCGCCAAGCACGACGACGACAAGAAGAAGCGGCGCAAGGACAAGCCGGCACGCGCCGCCAGCCUCGAGGAGCUGAGCCGCUGCGAGCCGCACGCGCUGCGCCACCGCCGCGCGCCGCCGCCGCCCGCCGCGCCGCGCCGCUCCUGGGGCGACGACGCCGCCUACUACCCGCCGCCCUCGUCGCCCCCGUCGCCCCCGCCCGCGCCCGCCAAGAAGAAGCCCUCCCGCAAGCCCGACGCCGCGCCCGACCCGCCCGCCGACACCACGCUCGAGCUGCUCGACUUCCAGACCGUCACCAAGAAGAAGAAGCCGCGCAAGCGCUUCGACGACGGCGGCGGCGAGGGCGGCGGCGCGCGCGCCCCCCCCGCCUCCCCGCCGCGCCGCAAGUCCGCCCCCCCCUCCGACAAGAGCAACGACUCCAACGACGACAUGGACUCGGUGCACUCGCUGCCGGCCGACCCGCGCCGCCCCGCGUCCUACGCCGACAUCGCGCGCCAGCGGCACAACAUCCCCGACCUCAUCGAGUCGUGCAACUUCUACGGCGAGGAGUGCGCGCCGGCGCCGGCGUACGACGCUCACAGCUACCCGGCGCUGCCGCGCGCGCCCGGCAAGCAGCCCGACGUGGUGGCGGCGCGCCCGGCCGUGGAGCUGCGCCACCCGCCCGCCGCCGACCUGCAGGGCGUCACCUUCGGCUUCGACGUGAACGAGACGCUGCUGCGCGGCGGGCGGCGCCGCUGCGACCUGCUGCUGCACCUGCCGCCGCGCUACCGCCCGCCGCCGCCGCCGCCGCCCGCGCUGCAGCACACAACCGCCGCGCUCGCGGACUACGUCGGAUGUGCCUGGGAAGACAUAAUGAAGCUGGGCAGUACCAAAGUGCGGUACUACGCCGAGUAGAGUCAGUGUUAGUGAAACUGAACACGCAGUAAGUUAUAAAAGAACACCUAGGACUCACUUGUUGAAAUAAUAAGUCGUUGUUGAUGAUGUGAAUAUGUUGAGUGAAGCGGCCGCCACCGGCGUCGCUCCUUGUAAACGUAAAUUUAACACGUAGAUAGAUAAAUUGCUCUCGAAGAUGCUGAAAGUGUCGAAGUGCGGGACUGUGCGUGUGAGAAGGUGGUGAUUUCUGCUUAUUUCCUCGUUUGGUGUAAAUGGAGUACUGAGCCAGCAUCUUCCUGUGAUGAGAUGGACUAGAGGCGGCGUGACGUCACCGCCGCCGACAGUGGAUACGCGACGCGCCGAGUGUUCGCUAUCGUUUGAAAUAUUAUUGUUUUCACUGUGUAAAUAAGAGAGAUUAAUGAGAGCUAUUUUGCGCAUUUAAUUAUUACAAUUGCACAUAAAAAUAUAUAAAAAUCUUAAAAAUAAUGAUUGCUAUAAUGAUAUAAAUAAUAUGAUGUUGUGUUUGGUGUGUGGCGAGCGCCGGCGGAGUGCAUCUGCUAUAAACCAAAUAGCGACCCCCCGCGCCCCGCGCCGCCGCCGGGCGGUCGCGAUAACGUUAUCAUUUUCGUUUGGGUUUACGAGGCGAAUAUAAUUUUGUUUCUGUUGAUAUUUGUUAUGCUUGAGUUUUGUUAUGUAAUCACAAAAAAUAAUACUUUCUCUAACAAGCCGCUUUAAAAUAAACUCAUGUGAAUUUGUUAUGUAUUUUUAAGUUUUAUAUUUUAAAAUGUAAAUAAAAAAAGAAGAUCUUAUAAGCUGUAAUUGGCCAUAAAUGAUGAUAGGAGCGAUACGUGAAAUAAACAAUAAGGCACUUGUACCCUUGUGUGAGCUGACGAGUUGACCAAAAUACAAUAAUGUAUUGUACAUAAUUACAUGAUGUAUAUAUGCAAUUGAGCGCAUAAGCAGCAUUUAUGUAAUAAACCAAUUUCCAUGAGAGGCGAUGCGCCCGACGGACCACAUUCGCUCAGCACCGAGUGUUGGCCGUGAAGCUAGUCGAGUCAGAUACCCAUCAAGAUGCUUUCCGAUUCUCGCCUCUAUUGUGAAGCAAUCACUUGCGACUUGCUUCUUAUGUAUCCAAGCAUAUCCCUAUAUAAUGGCCAUGUGCCUAGCGCCUUCGGACCGGAAAGCAUCUCAAGUCAAAUAUUUUAUUGAUGUAUUUCAAAUGUAAAAUGUUCCAUUUUGUUCCUAUAAGUGUUAGAAUAUACGUCGUGUAUACCUUACCUGCUAUGGUCGUGAGUGCAUUAGUCGUGCAGAAAGAAGGCAAGAGUUGUGCCCAACGGCAAUUAUUUUGGCGUCUAACGGUAUGACGAUAGAAUAGUUUUGCUCUUAGACACCCCUAUAUGCUAGGGCAUUCAUAAAGAUAUGUAUUUCAAUUUGUAGGUAAUUUAAAGACAUUGGCAUAUAUUUACUGGAUAUAGUGUAGCUGUUAAGAGUACAGGUGUAAGUUAUUGUCUAUUCGUAUAAUUGGUUAUGUGAAACUAUUCUAUUGGCUCACCUUCAGACAAAUGUCCAAAAGUCCCUCAAAGAAGUCCAUGGGAUCACCAUCUAGUUCUUGUGGCUUGCACGUCGCCUUGCUACUAUAAUUAAGACUUGAUCAUCAGUAACAUUGAUAAGUAUACACUCACGGUGGCAUUUGUAGACUAACAUGGUGCGCUCUUGUGAAUUUUGUCAAUUUAUUGAGAUACGACCCGACUAUUACAAUAUCGUGCAUUUAGUUCAAGCGAAAUUUGAAUGUGAAUGUUUCAACAAGUAAAGUUGACAGAGAUUUGUCGGUUCACCAUAAAAAGUUUGGGGUUUAUCAUUUCACUUUGAGGCGAUUUGAUAUAAAUCUAUCGACUUGCUGGGUAUACCCUUGAGCAGACUUUCUACGUCAAUGUUUCUGCCAGUGUGUACUUGUCCAUAUUAUUGAUGUGAACAUCUCUUCACAUACCUAUUAUGCAAAAAAUGCAUAUUAUCUACAUACAAUUAUAAUAUUUGUUCUUUUACAAAAAAUGAGUAUUUAAUUAUGUCUGCAUAAAUUACGCUUUCACCUAUUUUAUAUAAGAUAAAAAAAACUACCGUAGUUGUAUUGUAAAUACAGUUCGAUUUGGUGUGCAUUUUAUCAAGGAAAAAGAUAUUUUCCAAAAUAUAAAAUUAUGUUUGUCUGUCUGUACACUGAAAGGUCAUAUCAAUCAAAGGUAUUGAAAUAUUGUUUACUGUUUCUUUCCCUUGUAAAAUAUGUACAUAGAUAUAAUAUGCAGAAAUUUAUUGGACUUUUUUAACGCUCUUAUUCAUAUUAGACAAAGUAGAUGAAAGAUCUCUGGGUGUUGUAUGUUCUGACGUCGCAGUCGCGGGCCAGUGAACGACUGUAGUCGGGCCACACUGGCUCUGAGCGAGCUAUUUCUUUCAUGAUAUAUUGUCUUGCGAUUUAUUUACCUGCUACGUUGUUAUAAGUAUGUAAUGUGGCCGACAAGUGGAGUAAGUCCGUGAGACACCGCGGCCGUCGUGUACCCCGCUGCUUCACUUUGGACUACUAUAGCUUGGCUUUCUUAAAGUUACCGAAAAUUAUUUAUACUGCGUUUGAAUGGCGCGUCACACUAGGUAUCAGCUAAUGCUAGCAUAAGCGUAUCACAUAACCAGCUUGAUUGUAACCGAAAUGGCCUUGCAAGCGUGCUACGUACUUUAAUCAUCGAUUUGGAUGAAAAAAUCCACUCGGAAUAUCGGCCUAGUGUCAACGCGCCAUUGGGCUCCACGAACACCACUCGAGAUCUAAAUUAUAUUAUUGUAUAUUUAAACGAUUGUAAGUAAAGGUAAUUUUGAGUCCAACAAAUAAAUAUUUUGUUUAGGAAUUGGGAGUGAUAUCAAUUUGCUUAGAAAGCUGACAAAGUAAAUGUAUAAAUUAAUGCUGAAACAACUUAUCAAGCAGUCUUAUUUUCUGAACAUCCAUUACGCGAUAUAUUUUAGCUGUACUUCAUAUAUUUUGCUACCAAUUUCGAUUAAGCAAACAAAUUUUUGAUAAGCGUUUUAGAAAGAGUGGAUAGCAUAAAAAUCAGGAAAUAGCCAUGACGCUAGAUAGUGUAGGCGUUAAAUUGAAUAUGAAUUUAUUCGAGGUCACAGCUCAACUCAAUUCUUCAGAAAAUAAGACCGUUACUAUCCUAUAAAAUAUAUAUGUUUAUGUGAAAUUAUCUGCUUUACAUCUAACUUUCUUUUUAGAUGUUUACUCUGUAAUAUAAGGUUUUAUUGACCAAACUGUAUGUGUGUUGAAUUUUUUGUCAUAUAACAAUAAUAUUUAUUUUAACAUAAUUCGAAUAGGUUGGACACCUUAGCCUCUGGAGGCUUUCAUUUGAUUUUUCAGUUGAAUAUGUCUGUUAAUUUAUUCCUAAUAUUUUUAUUCAAUCCUCAUUGUAUUCAGAGUAAAAAUCUAAACCCUUUAUUGUCGAAUGGUUUGUUUUAUAUAAAAAAGCAAUAUAACCAACUGCAAUUUACAGUUAUAUACUUUUUCACUGUUUCCGUUUUCUUAAUAAAAUGUUAAAAAUUAUAUUUAUGUGUCUCAGUUCAUCUCUUACGUUAGUUAAAUGAAAAAAAAUAAGUUUGAUGUAAUAUUUUAUUUUUAAAGUAACAUGAUACAGAUGUUAUGGCUUUGUAUUCAAUAUUCUAUUAUAAUAAAAAUAUUAACAGAUAUCUUACAUCCACCUGAAAAUGUACAAUUUGUUAUAGAUCUUACUAAAUAUCUCUAGACCGUUCAAGCCGAUAUCAAAAGCACCCAAUUGUCCAGACGGAUCUAUCUCAGGUUGUGUGGGAUUUUAAUAUCAACUUUAUUGUUGGUAUUGAUAAUGCACCUAUAAUACAUACAGACUUACAUUGCGAGAGCCAGGGGCGCCUUACUCCAUACAUUGUACGAGGGAUUGUCAAGAUUAACCAUAAAACAACGCAUGCUCGGCCUGCAACUAUACAGAGAAGCACAACAUUUUGGACGCAAUACCUACUGUGCGUUCAGAGUUAUUUGACUUCUGAGAUAUCCAAAAAUUUGUCUUUUUGGAUGACCAUAUUGAUGAUAACAAUAGAAGAGUUAAAUAACUCUGAACGAUUAAGUUGUCCUUAGUUUAUGGUAAAGUCUGUCAAACGAAAGUUUCAAACAGUUAAAUUUGUUUUACAACAAAAUAGGUGCGUUUACUCUAUAAAUUGUGAUUAUAAAAACGCGUUACUGAAUUCAACAUUAUUUUAUCGUAUAUCUUUAGAUAUUUUUUUUUACAAUGAAGCUAGAAAUAUAAAGCUAUUCAUUUCUUUUAGCAGUCGAGUGUUAUUUUACCUUUUCACUUUCGUUGUUAAUUUGAAUUUUAUACAAAAUUAUUAAAAUCACUAGGUGCAACAAACAAAAUACUCAUUUAGGCCAUCGCAAAACACAAUGAAUAGAAUAUAAAAGUAUGUACAUUUUGUCAAUAAAAUUAAAAAUAUAAAUAAGGGUACAUACAGAUAUUAUUACAAAAUGGAAUGAACGUCAAACGAGAUGCUCUUACUAGUAAACCGAGGUCAUAGUGGCCUGCGAUAAUGAUGAGUAGAUUGUUAAAAAUUGCUAUAGAGACUCCAAUAGCUUAGUUGUUUAUUGUAAUUACACUAUGUAAAUUAACUAUUAAUAUUACACAAACACAAGGCACCAUAUUAUUCACAAAACAGGAUAUUACAUAAGGUAGGUCGUAUCAUUUAGAAAUGUUAUGUUAGUUGUUAUACUUGGAAGCGCUAAGGCAUUUAAGAAAUACCAAAUAUUUCUACAUAUUGCUCUUUGCUGGUAAAUCAGUUGGCUAUUUUGUCAAUGCAACUUCACGAGAUUCAAAUUAAGUAUCAAACAGGAGAAUCGGAGCUAAAAUAUUAGGAAGCGGUUUUUAUUACUUGCAAUCAAUAGUAUAGGUGCCAGAUAUAUCUCAAGAGGUAAACUAGCCAGUACAAAAGAACGGCAAAAUGAAUCUCUGGGGAAAAUAUAAUCAUAGAAGCACAAACUUGCUAAAUUUGGAAAGAUCUCAAAGCAGCCGAAAAUGCCAUCGAACAUUAAUCGUUAAUAUCCAGCCGGCCCAUAACAACACACAAAAACUCUAAGCGACAACAAGAUACCGUAAUUACAAU